AUGGAGUGGGACUGUAUUGGCGGUAACCGUCUUAACGGUUUUACCCUGUUUGUGGGAAACUCCUCCCGGAAUUACAGAGUGUGUUACCAGGACGCCACCACAAACAGCAGUGGUCCAGGGGACAUUAUUGAUGGAGUUUGUAACGCCAGCAGCCCGAUAUUAGGGGACACCGUGAAGAUUAUGAUCAACAAUUCCUGGCCACUCACCAUGUGUGAAGUACAGAUAUUCGUGUGCACACCCGGGACAUACGGACCAGACUGUGGGGAGAGAUGUGGGAACUGUGCUGAGAGACCGUCUGUCUGUGACAUAAUAUCCGGGCUCUGUCCACAGAGAACACCAAGGUGCAUGCUGGGAUACCGCCCUGAAAAAUGUGAUGAAGUGUGCACACCCGGGACAUACGGACCAGACUGUGGGGAGAGAUGUGGGAACUGUGGUGAGGGACCGUCUGUCUGUGACAUAAUAUCCGGGCACUGUCCACAGAGAACACCAAGGUGCAUGCCGGGAUACCGCACUGAGAAAUGUGAUGAAGAAGCAAAAGCGUCUGCAGAAGGUGGUGUUAACCCUGCGUACAUAGGCGGUGGUGUGGCUGCAGCUGUUGUUUUAAUCAUCAUAGUGGCAGUUGUUGUCAUUAUCCUAUUUAGGAGACGGCGUAAAGCGCACUGUAAAUAUGAUGACCGGGAAGAAAUAGAAGUGGACAGGCAGCCACAGAAUAACAUAGCGUUUCAGGAAGACAGCGACGAUCAGGAAGACGACCCACAGGGUGACGUUAAUCCAUACGUUAACGCAGACGUCGUCCCGACCGAAGUGUCUGUCAGCGAAUUCCCAGACUACGGUGCGAGGAAGAAAGCAGCGAAAGGCUUCAAGAAAGAAUUCGAAAAAUUCCCCACUGGUUUGCACGCGAAGCAUGACGCGGCUGACAAACCCGAGAAUAAAGCGAAAAGCCGCUAUCGAAGCCUCGUGGCAUACGACCAUUCCAGGGUGUUGUUAUCUGUGACAGACGGCCAGGCUACUGACUACAUCAAUGCCUGCUACAUAAAUGGUUACAACGAACCGAAGAAAUACAUCGCAUCUCAAGGUCCUAAUGACGUCAUCCUUCACGAUUUUCUGCGCAUUGUCUGGGAACAGAAGUCUGGAAAGAUUAUCAUGGUGACCAACUUAAUGGAGACAACAAAGACCAAGUGCUGCCAAUACUGGCCUGACGAAGGAUCGGAGAGUUUUGGCCUGAUUACUGUGACACUACUGAAUGAGGAGUUUUACGGGGAGUUUACCGUGAGAACUCUGCUACUGACUCACAACCAGACAAAGACAGAAAGCUACACAGUCAAGCAGUUCCACUUUACGGCCUGGCCUGAUCACGGAGCCCCUGCUCAACCUACUGGGUUACUGGAUUUUCGGGACAAAGUUAACGCUUAUCAGACGCAGCUUAACGGACCAAUCGUCGUGCACUGCAGCGCUGGUGUGGGUCGCACGGGAACAUACAUAGCUCUGGAUUAUCUGAUCUCCCAGGCUCAAGACGAGGGGGUGGUGGAUGUGCCGGCCUGUGUGAGACAGCUCCGGGAACAGCGAGUUAACAUGGUCCAGGCAUUGGAGCAAUACAUAUUCCUUCACGAAGCCCUCGCCGAGGCUUUUGUUCUUGGGAGUAGCUAUAUUGGCGAGGCGGAAUUCCACUGUGUCUUUGCCGAGCUGUGUGCUCCUGACCCAGAGACCGGCAUGACCAAGAUGGCAGAACAGUUCCAGUGUCUACAGCGGCUGACAUCUCCUCUGACUGAAGGCGUGCUUACCACAGCCCGUCAUCCAGACAAUGUCAUCAAAAACAGAUCAAGCCGAAUCUUGGCAGCGGACAUAUGCAGACCGUACCUGUCCACGCCGGUACCUGAAGGCAACAACUACAUCAAUGCCGUGUUCUUACCAGCGUUCAGAUCGAAGAAGGGUUUCAUUGUCACCCAGACUCCUCUACCCAACACAGUCCUGGAUUUCUGGCGCCUGGUGUAUGACCACGGCAUAAGUGUUAUCGUCAUGAUAGACGUUGUCAAGCCACGUGAUACGGAUGUUGGAGUAUACUGGCCAAAAGAAGAGACUCAGUUCGACCCCUUUGUUGUGAAAAUUCAGGGCAAACAGGAGCGCGAGGGCUUCUCCGUAUGGACCUACCAUUUGGCUCACAAGGAGACCAAUGCAGCGCAUCAUAUCAAGCAGUUCCGAUGUAAGUUCUGGCCAGGUGUAAAUGUACCAGACCCCUCCUCGAUACCAUCUCUACUGGCCAUCAUAAACGAAGCGACCAAAUGGCAACAGAAAACGGGCAACGAACCUGUUCUGGUGCAUUGUAGAGACGGUGUGACGAAAUGCGGUGUGUUCUGUGUGGCUGCGUCGGUGAUUGAGAGACUGAAGGUGGACCAGCAAGUGAACAUCGUCCACACGGUGAAACAGAUGAGGGCCAAUAGACCGGAGGUCAUCACUGACCUGGAGCAGUUCCAUUUCGUACACCAAGUGGCCAAGGUGUAUCUGGAGACAGCGCACACAUAUGAGAACCUGGAGUGAACAUCUUGUCAUUCCCGGUCUGCCUGAAAUAUGGACUGUAACUUAUGACUCCGGCUUAAACGGCUCAUUCGUCACUUUUACGAUUUGGUCUUGUGAUAAUCCUCAAGCUAACUUUAUCCCAUGCACUACUUUAAGCUCAAAUACAGCUGUUAUUUUGGGGAAUUAUUCGAUUUAUUGGUAGAGAGCAGUUGUAGCGGUAAUUGCCAUUUAGCUAUCUAGACAAUAUGCUGGCACUAAAUUAAUAAGUUAUUAUUAUUAAACGCUGUUCUUUUUGCAGCAUUUGUUACUUUUGGAUUAAAACUGUAUUAAUUUGGCAUUCUUGUCUUGUUAAUUGAAAAAUAAAUUAAAAUGGGCCAUCACUGCAAUCUUUAAAUAGAGAAUGCUUUGGGCUACACGCGUACAUGCACAUGAAAUGACUGAAAUAUCAGAAUGUCAGAGAACUACAGUGUCUUCUGGGAUUAAUAAUGCUUGGAUUGCCACAAAAGCUAACUUCUUACAAAAUUAACGAUAAACUGUUACUGUGAAUAAUUUUGCAAUAUUGUGAAUUUUUUGUGAUUUUCGCACUAAGCUUACUACUUGACACUAGCGGUAAGUGUUUCCACUUUCUUGUACAUAACGUCAACAGUAUAGCUUUUAUGCUCACUGUACGAGUACAUGUACAUAAAAUAACAUUUAACUGUAGUGAGAACUGUUUUUGCAAUAGUAUGCAAAAUUAAACACGGUUUUUUAUA
Molecule: messenger RNA, 3266 nt
Organism: Liolophura sinensis
Lineage: Eukaryota; Metazoa; Mollusca; Polyplacophora; Chitonida; Chitonidae
Product: receptor-type tyrosine-protein phosphatase mu-like
Exons: 22
Coding region: 1-2535 (844 amino acids)
Biological process (GO): protein dephosphorylation
Molecular function (GO): protein tyrosine phosphatase activity
Source: RefSeq, a predicted model, not a curated record